AUGGGUAGUACGGUGUCGCAUACCAACUGCGCCCCUAUUUUGCUAGUGUCAGCACUCAUUGGCUUCGUAUCAUUUGCAUUCACGCUCGGCACUUUCAUCAAAGUCUUCUGGUCGAAUCUUGGCACUUUUGCCGCAGCACAACAGGAGAUUCAUGACUAUCUUUCGAGCUUAAAGCAAGGACUGCUAGAGGAGAGACGGCAUCUCAGGCGGUCCAAACGGCGAUUGAGGAACACCAGGCGCGAUCAAAGUCACGGGCGCGCAGCGGGAAGUGGAAGUGACGACGACUAUGCACGAACUUAUAGCGGCAGGGGGAAAAGGAGGAGCAGCAUAGCAAGGAAACAUCCGAUGCAUUUCGAUCGCGAUAUGCAAUCCAUGCGCUCGAGUGGCGAGGAAGCAGCGCUUCGUGUGAUGCGCGUCACAGUAAAAGACUUGAUCAAAUCAUUCCGGGAACUCGAACAACCCUUCCUGAAAGCAGAGUUUCAACAGCAAGAUUCAGCACAAUGGAGUCACAAUUCACCAUCUCAUUCGUCGUACUACCUCGAGAAGCAUCCGGACACAGAGGACCGUUCAGCCGACGAUUCUCCUGGUGUGUCACACAUGCGCGCUUCAAACCGACUUGGUCACGAGUACCGGAAAUGUGGUUUCAAAGAACGCUGGAUCUGGGUGCGCAGGAAAGCCAGUGUGUUGAAUCUGAGCUCGGUCUUGAGUCGCGUUGAAGUGAGAAGGACGGCACAUGAAGUGGGUGAAGUCCUGAGUAUGGUAUCCAACAUUGGGAGGGAUCUUGAAGAUAUUCAGCAUAGCAUGCAUGCGCUUGAAGGGCGCUUGAACUGA
This is a messenger RNA of Parastagonospora nodorum SN15, 831 nucleotides long. RefSeq lists its product as hypothetical. The transcript has a single exon. The record is from RefSeq and is a predicted model, not a curated record. Bases 1 to 831 code for a protein of 276 amino acids. NCBI's taxonomy places the organism in Eukaryota, Fungi, Ascomycota, Dothideomycetes, Pleosporales, Phaeosphaeriaceae.